AUGGAUCUCCGUAAAGCUGUGAGGAUUAUCUUCGUGUUGUCGAGCGCUUUAUCUGCCGCCGCUGCCGUUUCAAGACCAUGGUGGUCCACCUUCGCUCAACGGGCGUACUGUUCAUCACCGGGCGAAGUCAUCUGCAACAGGGACUGUUCGGAGGUGCAGAUAUGUCUUGGCAACCUGGAAGAUGACUACGAUCCUCAGACAAUGAUAGUGUGCGACAAGGCCAAUGGAAUGUGGUGCAGUGCAAGUCAAAGACAGUGUGUUCCGAAGGAAGAGUCUGAUUGUGUACCAGCUGGGAACACCUUCACGUGUAACAGCAUCGGAUCCUUCCCUGACCCGUAUGACUGUAAGACGUACCACGUCUGUAUUGAGGGCCAAGAGCAGGCGGUGACUGGAACGUGCAAUGCUACUGAUGCUGCCUACAAUCCCUGCACAGGGGACUGCACACUGACAACGUCAGACCGCGUCUGCACGGAAGGACCCGUCAAGCCCUGCACUCAGUCACUCGAGAUGGGUAUUGUCCCAGAGAACCCAAACAUCUACUACGCCUGCAAGCCUACCGAAGAUGGCGGCUACUACCCGGAUAUGUACAAGUGUCCUGGCGGAUAUGUCUUCGACACCGCUCAAUUUACCUGCGUUGCAUCCUCCGAUAUCUGCUCGGCGACACGUCAAUAGAAUCACGUCGCCAGUCUUCGACAGUCCACAAGGCAGCCUCGGCUACGACCAAUGAACCGUGCCGAGUGGGUGUUCCUCAGCUGCUGUGUUUGAGGUCUACUUUAUCUCCAAAUAAAAGAAACUCGUUCAUACAAAAGUAUGCAUCUCCUACAAAGCGUACAUCGGCCGAUAUUUAGUAGCAAUAUUUGUUGUAAGUUUUGGAACUAAAAAGGGUUGUCUUCAUAGUACCAAGCUGUACUGUACAACAUGUUGGGAAUAAAGCGUUUGAUGACUUGGA
Schistocerca americana (American grasshopper) is the source of this 949-nucleotide messenger RNA. RefSeq lists its product as uncharacterized. The coding region runs from base 1 to 672 and encodes 223 amino acids. The record is from RefSeq and is a predicted model, not a curated record. NCBI's taxonomy places the organism in Eukaryota, Metazoa, Arthropoda, Insecta, Orthoptera, Acrididae. The transcript is spliced from 5 exons. Gene Ontology annotation, molecular function: chitin binding. Gene Ontology annotation, cellular component: extracellular region.